Messenger RNA from Alternaria viburni, 7188 nucleotides. RefSeq lists its product as uncharacterized. The transcript has 8 exons. Gene Ontology annotation, cellular component: nucleus; cytosol. The record is from RefSeq and is a predicted model, not a curated record. Gene Ontology annotation, molecular function: cysteine-type deubiquitinase activity; cysteine-type endopeptidase activity. Gene Ontology annotation, biological process: protein deubiquitination. Lineage: Eukaryota; Fungi; Ascomycota; Dothideomycetes; Pleosporales; Pleosporaceae. The coding region runs from base 1 to 7188 and encodes 2395 amino acids.
AUGACCGCGCCGGACAACGACACAGUGCAGCCUGUCGCUGCAGACGAGCCGCCAACCACCGCCUCUGCCUCGCCGCCGCGCCGCGACUCGAUUGAAGACGCCGACGCAAGCUUCACCCGCAAACGCCCCCGCCUACACAGCGGGAGCAACAGUCUAUGCGCUAUGCCUACCGACCCACAAACUCCCGUCAACACCGCCAUGUCGCCCUCGGAAAAGCAGGUAGAAAUGACAAUACGCUCACACCCGCCCUCUUCUCCGGUACACGGUGGAGAUGAGGACUACACCAAUCCUGACAACUUCCUCGAGGCUGCUUCUCCUACCCCGGGCCAGUCUCCAAUACUCAUUACUAGUUCCGAGGACGAGCGCGGGAGUCCGCCCAUCAUGAUAAUAGACGACGACGAUGAAGCAGACGCCUUCUCCGUGCAGGUGGACGCAGAAGAUUAUUUUCGCCGGUUCCCCUACGCACACCACGGGAGUUACUCCACGGUUGUUCGCGACCUGGCCAACCACGUUCAAGGAGUUGACAACGACAUCGAUCCCCACUUCUUUCCCAGCAUUUCGCAAUGGCUGACCGAUCUACCCGAGCCUGGCCCCCAGGUAGACUUACACGGUUUCUAUACGAGCAAGGCCAUGUUUUGGGACGACCUCGCUGGACUGGUGCACAAUUUGCUCUCACGCAGGGCUACGUUUAGCCACCAUUUGGAUGAUCGUCGUGCGGGCGACAUGUUCUACGCUUUCCUCAGUGCCUACGUCAGGGCAUGCUCCCUCCUCCUCCUCGCCGACGUAUGGCUACUCUCCCAACCUCGUCCCGGCGAGAUAUAUUCUUUGCCUCUUCUUAGUCAGAAGCAUAUGCGAAACUGGUAUACCAUUCUUCGCCCGGACAAGGCACCUGCAUUCGCUAUGGUGAGCAAAGAAUAUUCUGUCGAUGUUCGCAAAAUGAUCGGAUUGUUACAAAAGGAUUUUAUGGCUGCCAACGGUGCCCAAAAUAUCUUACGGCUAUCCAGCGAGGCCUUCCACCGCGUGCCAUUGAGCGUGCAAACCCAGAUUGCGUUGGUUGCCGCCCCGGUCCUGACUUCAUUGGGCGGCUCGAUGUUCCAGGAUCCUAGCCCUGCGACUGACCCCAAUCGCUCCGAGUUCUGUCGCGGAAUAUUGCAAUUCUUGGAGAAAUACAUGGACGACCUCUUCGACUUGAGUAGAACCACCGAUGCUGUCUCCGCUCGAGACUUGAUUCAGUACUUUCACGCGCUAUUAUUUGAGCUCUGUCUCUGGGAUAAGGAUAUCGAAUCGGAUCUGGUGGAUAAGUUCCUCGACUUCAGGAGCGUAGAUUCGCCGACUACUUCCUCUCCGACCGAAGUCGAUCGUACUGGACCCGAACACCAGUAUCGCGAUGAGCCUCAGUACUUUCCAGCUUUAGUCGCCAACGCUUGGAAGUUCAAGCUUCUGCGCCGAUACCUCACCAAAGGUAAGAUGGAUCUACGCGUCAUGAGUAUAGCUAUGAUGGAUGUUUCCUUGGUAGAGAUCUGGAGACAGUACAGCAACCCCGAUUCGACAGGCGAACACCCCGUCAUGCGAUAUCUAGCCGACUUUCUGCUUUAUGGGAACGUCGUUGACUACAUUGUCAGCGUCGACUCACACCCGCAACUGAUCGCGCGCAGCGGUAACAUCGUUGGUUUUCUUGUCGUAACUAGACGUUGGACAGAUGACCAAGCGGAUGCUAUCUGGAACACCGUUGCCAAUAGUCCUGACCCUCGUGUCGUUACCGCGACACUGGCCAUGCUUAGAGCAAUCAUGCACAUGAUGAGGCCUGCAAAUCACUUGUACUUUUGUACGAAACUUUAUGAAUUGCCUAUCAGGAGCUACACCGUGGAUAUUACUCGAUUCCUGCGGGAGCUGGGCCCAAAGAUCUUGGAGAAAGCAUCACCGGAAGAUUAUGCUGCGAGAGAAGAUACUGCUAGGCCAUGGAAUGUUUGCACCCGCAUCAUCCGCGACACAAUGUGCCAGGCGGAUACGGACAAAGACAUGUUAGACCUGCAUCACGAGGCUGCUAAUUACCUGUCAGCUCUGGCUCCUAAUGUCUCUGUUGAAGAGCGCCAUUCCAUCUACAGAGAUUGUGCGGAUCACAUUUACAGUCAUUCGACGAAAGCCACUGGAAGCGCAAAAGUCAUCUACGCGCUCGCCGCACCAAUCCCUUCUGAAGACGAGAAUUUUUUCCAAAAGAAUCAGGAUGUCACACGCAAGAUUCUGGAUGAGAUCGCAUGGUUUGUCGAGACUGAGAGGAAUGCCGAAUCAUCCCUACGUCAACAAACAGCUCUAUGUUGCAGAUUGGAGCUUCUAGCACUUAUGAUCUGUUGCGCUGGGUCAGCCAUACCCGUUGAGAUGUAUGAGCAGCUGUGGGACUACACAAUCGGUACGCGUGCGCUAUCGAACACUACCAGGGAUUUGGCAUGGGCGCAAUUAUCCCAGACGCUCAAAUUCGCCCCGGACAACAACUACUGCAGACAACUUGUCUCUUCCCAUAUGGUACACAUGAACACCGGAAUUUACACGAAUGGCAUGUUCGAAUUUGUUGCCAACUAUAAUUUCCCGAUGAAGCGGCAGCUCGUGGGGACUGAUCAAGGAGAAAAGGGUGUGUUACAGAUCCCCGGUGCAGACGUGCUGUGGUCCAUGGUUUUAUCCUCACCGGAAGGCACUAUUGAGGAUCGCGCCGCCCGUCUUCUUGCCAGUCGCUACGUACAGAUCAACGAAGCCGAUGGCGUUAUGCUAGCAGAUGUGGAAGCCGCUCAUGUCGUUCUAGUGGAAAGAUGUAUGCAGGAGAUGCAUUCGGCAUGCAGGCUCAUACGCGCUCAAUCCUCCAAUGGAGACUUAUCGAAUAUGGAUGUCACUGCAACUGAGAAGAUGGUUCUUGAGAAUGAAGAGCGUUAUCGCAGGAUCAUUAACUUUCAGAAACUACUGCUGGAGAAGAUACGCCACAAACCAGAGUUCAACCGAAGUCGGAGAGCAGAUUCCAAAGUCGACGAAACAGACAUACCUUACGGUGACGCGAUCGCGAUCCGGUUUCAGUGCGGCAACGACAGGCAAGUCGUGAUGAUGGGUGCGGAUCAUACAGUAAAGGACCUCUACCAAAGAUUAUGUCACGUAUCGGGAUACACCAAAAUCAACCUUUUCGCAAAGGGUCGGCGGCUCAACAUCACUGAGAUGUCGAACGAGAAGCUUAAUGGCGUCGACUUUGGGGGACAGCUGUUAGUACAAAGGGCACCAGACGCGGAAGUCACUCGCCCGAUGCCCGGACAGGGUACGGGGUCUUCGGUGUUCGAAUCUACCGUACUCAAGCAUUUCGACGAACUGUUCUCCUUAAUGGACUCUGAUGACAACAUCAGUCAGAUGCUAUUUGAUUACUUGAGCUUCUUUCCGGCGCGGUAUAAUUUUGCAGAGAGCGUCGUGACCGGUGCGGCGCUAUCAGAGGAGCUCUUCCCUCCAGGGAAGUUCUAUCAGGCGAGAUACGCCGCUUUGGCUCUCGAGGCGAGGCUGGCAGAGCAAAUCCGUCAUAAGUCUAAUCUGGACGAGAAGUUCCUGGGCCAUGCCAUACGCCAGUUGAACGAGGCUCUUCUCAAUCCUCGGCUCAUCAGCGACAACAUCUCGAGCUUCCAAGAGCUGCAGCUUGCAGCGGUACUCGUGCAUGCUCUGUUGGAGUUCCUUAGAGAACGUCCUUCUCCCGCCGCUUCGGCUGCUUACUUCUCAGAUGGCGCACGGCUCGGAAACCGCCUUGUGGCGAUCCUAUGCAUGGCACUGGAAACAAAUGAAGAUGCUACCGUAAUCCAGGAUUGUUACGGCACUAUCCUAGAGGCCUCACUCCACUCUCGAGUUAUCUGGGAAGCGUUCGUUGAGCAUCCUCAAACUCCGCGACUCCACCGGGUUCUACUGUUGAGCGACCCCAGGCAGUCUGUGCGAGAGCAUGUCGCUCAGAAGAUCACAUCCGUCUGCGGUGGCGACCUUCCAUCCACAUGUCCGAUCACUAAAGGCGAGAUUGCCACACAAUUCUGGGCAGUCAUUUCCGAGCUCAUUCCGGGCUCAUUGUGCGUUCCCGCUCAAUCACAGCAACUGUUCAGCAUUGCCGAGCAAGUCUUCCGGGCGAAGGACGAGUACAAACGGGACGAACCUUCACUCCGACUUUACCUAACAUCUUGGAGCGACCUGCUCUUGGAUCACCAACAUCAGGAAUUUGUCGGCCGGGACGACAUCGACCGCGUCGUUUUUGGGCUUACGAAACUCAUACUGUGCUGCAUACUGUCACUCAAGUCUUUUAAGAAGCCUCUUGGUGCAGGCGACUUGAUGGAAAAGAUCUUCAGGAAGUACAUCUUUACGAAGAGCUCCUCUACUGCAGUGGUCAGCGCAGCCACUGCUCCCAUACUGGAGUCUCACACAAGGCAUGAGAUGUACGAUCUCAUGCUUGCACUAGCUGAGGAUAGCAGCACGUACAAUAGCCUGGUCAAACUUGCAGCAGACGUAGAGACCGAGGAGAAUGAGCCAGCAAUACCAACGCUUGCAGUCGAUCGCUCCUUGGAAAUACGCUCUAGCACAGGCUAUGUGGGUCUGUACAACCCUCGUGCCAUCUGCUACGCGAACUCGCUUCUCACGCAGCUCUUCAUGAACCUCAAUUUCCGCAAGUUUUUUCUCGGUUUGGAGCUUCAGGAAGCCAGUGGCUCUCAAAAACUUCUUCUUGAGACCCAGAGACUGUUCACGAACAUGCAGCAUUCCUUCCGCAAAGCCGCGGAUCCCCGGAGCUUUGCAGCUUGCGUAAGGAACUCAGAACUCAUGCCAAUAGACAUCAGCGUCCAGAUGGACGCAGAUGAAUUCUACAAUUCCCUCUUCGAUCAGUGGGAACGACAGCUCAUCAAGGACGAGCACAAGCAGCAAUUUCGCUCAUUCUACGGAGGGCAAACCUUGAAUCAGAUCAAAUCCAAGGAAUGUGAGCAUGUCUCGGAACGAUCAGAGCCUUUCUUUGCAAUACAAUGCGAUGUUUUGGGCAAAGCAACGCUACAGGAGAGUCUCCAGGCUUUUGUUAGAGGCGAUGUCAUGGAAGGCGACAACAAGUACAAGUGCGAGAAGUGCGACGGCAAAUACGUCGACGCAGUCAAGCGGACCUGUUUCAAGGAGGUGCCCGACAACCUCAUCUUCCACCUAAAGCGCUUCGAAUUCGACCUGGCCGAUUUUAGCCGUAGGAAGGUCUACGAUUAUUUCGAGUUCCCACCGACCAUUGACAUUAGCGCAUACCAUGUCGACCAUCUCAGUGACCCAAGCAAGCCAAAAGAAGCCGAUAUGUUCGAUCUUGUUGGUGUGCUCGUACACACGGGCACCUGCGAGCACGGUCAUUACUAUUCUUACAUUCGUGAGCGACCUUGUCCCACAGGAACCACGGCACAAACCUGGGUGGAAUUUGAUGAUAGCAGUGUUGGGUCUUUCGACCCAGCAGACAUUGCUUACAAAGCUUUCGGAGGCUUCACGGACGAUUCAUACAACCGCAUACCAAAACAAUACUCGGCAUAUAUGCUCUUCUAUCAACGCCGCACCGCUGUGGAUGAUGACCAGCGUGAGUGGGUCACUUCUGCAGACGGGAAAACGCUCAAGGUUCCCAUGCCGCCAACUCUCCAGAAGGAAGUUGAUUCUGCCAACGAGCUGUUUAUCCGAGAAUAUUCCCGCUUCGACCCCAAUCAUACAAGGUUCGUGCGGCAGCUGCAUGCUAUGUCACGUACACUCAACCACGGUUCUUGCUCCGAAGGCCACACGCAGAUGCGCAGCUUUUUCAUUGACUGUCUCAAAGUCUUGCGAGAGAAAGAGCCCGCUCUGUACGGUCUAGAGGGCGCUGACAACGAGAUGGAUCUGGAAUCUUCCACUCCGACAAACGGUAUACUUUCCGAGAUUACCGCUAGAUUACGUGCCAUUGCAGACGAAUCUUACAUGGCCGUACGGGGCUGGGAUGAUUUCUAUCUCACGCUGACUCAACUGGCCGAGAUGGGCCAUCUGGAAACCGGUCUUCUAUUGGACCAUGGCUUCCUGGUAUUCUGCUUGAGGCUACUCUGCAUGCACUCGUACGCUAGAUUCCAGGACGACCAACCCGAUCUCUGGAGAAUCAUAAGCAAGAAGUCGGGUAUCUACAACAGGUUCAUUGGAUUCGUAUCAGCGUUGCUCUCACGCAUGAACACGAGUCUGCAACCUCUUCGCCACGAGCACGAUCGUCUGUCUACGCUGGAUCGGGAGACCUCGAGGUUUCCACUAACAUUCCAUGAACGACAAGUUCUGUACCACUGGGACAGCGACCUGAAGGCGAUCGCGGUUCUAGACAAGGCCUUGGAAAUGUUCGAUGAGACAAAGUUGGAACACUUCCACCCGGGCGAUAUUGUCAAAUCGAUGCUCAAUUGGCAGGACCCACAAGUCCAGACUAAUCUUUUGAAGAGCAUCUACGAGGGUGUCUCCCUCGAAGCCCCUUUCUGCGAUUCUUACGUGAAAGCGGCACUCUCGUAUUGCGAGAGCUCUCCGAUGGUGGACAACGUUUACAAGAUCGUGACAACGGUUUCGAAGGCGGUCGCGUCAGCCAGUAGAAUGGACGAUGACCGUGUACCAGGAGGCUUGGCGGUUCUGGAUUUUGUUGGCGGUCUUCUGCAAACAAAGAAUGCGGCCAUCUUUCAACAAAAGCACCGACACAUAUUUUUCACAUGGAUCAUCGCGAAAAGCCGCAUAUGGGCCACUCCUUUGCUGCUACACGCACAAGACAGUGUGCGAAAAGGUGCACAUAUGCUGGUCUGCGAGCUAUACAAGAGCUACGAAGGAUGGCCUCUAGAUCUGGUGCAAAUGAGGUGGAGAGUACUCCGCGAGAUGGCCACCGACAUGAUGGAGCGCAUUCUGUACGAGAAGGAUCACGGCAUGCUCAAACUUCAUCUAUCUCCUCUCAUCGAAACUUGCCGAUUUCUCGUUCAGCAGCUCUACGAUCUGAUCCAUAGCGAGGAUCCCGAAUUGGAUCCAUACAGAGACGACACCAACGACAGCUCUCGAAUUGCACACUGGACUGGAGAGAUAGAGCCAAGGCUAGAGACAUGGCCACAGGACGAUGGCCUAUCAGCGGAAGAUCUCUAUGAUCAUUCCGACUUUGGUAGUGAUUCAGAGACUGACAACAUACACGAUAACAACAUGUAA